CACGAUUACUACGAUUUCGGCUUUAACAGUAGAAAUGGCGUCCGUUAUGGAUGCGGACGCUCAGGACAGCUACGGUGAGAGCAAAUCGGCAAUGCACACUUGGCGUUAUCGCCACCAUUUCACGUACAAGGCAGAUCAAGGAAAAAAUAUCAUCGUCCAGUGUAAUCUAUGUCUGCCGAGGGUUAAUCUGCUGUCCACGUCGAAAACAUCCACAUCAAACCUAAAGAAGCAUUUAGACAGAACACAUUUGGGCUGUGAUGCCAGGCCUGAUGCCAAGAGAGGGAGGAGGAGAGAUGAGCAAAAUGGAGAAGAGAGCAGGCACCUGCAGCUUAAAAAACUUAAAGCAGAAAUCAUGGCCAAAUGCAUGACCCAAACAAAGACUGAUGAUCUCAUUUUUGAUUUCAUCGUGGAGGACUGUCAGUCAUUUUAUCUGCUUGAGCAGCCUGGCUUCAAGAAGUUGAUUGCAGGUUUAACUGAGGGGCUAAAGUCCAUGGACAGGGUGACUCUGUUUACUAAAGUGGACCAGGGUUUCUCCAGGAUGCGGGAGGAUCUGAUGGCCAAACUGAGCAGCAUCCAGUACGUGUGCACCACAGCUGACAUCUGGACGGCCAACAACAGGAGCUUCUUUGGGAUGACCUGCCACUGGAUUGAUCCAACUUCUCUGGAGAGGAAGUCUGCUGCUGUGGGGUUUGCACGGCUGCAGGGCAGGAUCACGUAUGACAGCAUCGCUGGGCGGAUACAUGACAUACAUGUUGCAUACAAUAUUGAAAGUAAAGUUCAGACUACAGUGACUGACAACGGCAGCCCCUUUAUGAGCGUGUUCAAAGAGUUUGCAUCAGACAUCAAGGGAAGUGAUGAUGACAUCGGCUUCUAUGAGAAUGUGGGCGCUGUCCUGGAGGGUGAGCCGGAGCAGGACAUGUUGCUGUUUCUGCCCACUGUGCAGCGCUGUGCGUCACACACCCUGGAGCUGAUUGUGACUGAGGACUUCCGGCAGGCGGUGUCACAGGGGCCAAUGUGUCAGCUACAUUACAGCACAAUGGCAAAGGUUUACACCAUAUGGAGCAAAUGUCACCAUCUCCAGGUGGGCAUGGACACGGCAGAGGACAUAGGAAAGAUGCCCCUCUGUGUCCCGACUGUCAUACGCUGGAAUGUGGAGUACUGUGCCGUGCAGAAGGUCAUCUCUCUCAGUGAGCGUGAGCUGACGGAGCUGUGCGCUCGCCUGGAGGUGCCUCGCUUGCAGCCGGAGGAGAUGGCCUUCCUGAAGGAGUAUGUGACUGUGUUCCACCCGCUUGCUUUUGCACUUGAACUUUUCCAAGCAGAGCAGAAAUGUUACCUGGGUCUGGUCAUCCCCACCAUACUCAGUCUGAAGAAUAAGUUAAAUGAGCAAAAAGACAAUGCCAAUUACUUUGCUGAUGUCAUCAAUACCAUCGUUAUGGCCAUUGAUGUGCGGUUCCAGGAGCUGUUCACCAGCACAGAGGCGAAAAUUGCAACAGCGACGACCCCCCAGUUUCGUUUGUGGUGGAUGGCUGCCUCAGAGAGGGAUGAGAUGUGCUCCCUGCUGGCUACAGAGGCCUCGCAGAUGGACCCCUGCAUCAUCACCGUGGCGAACACCAGCCGGAACUUGUCAGCGAUCGAAUCAGAGGACGACUUCUUCAGCUACGGGCCUGUGAAGCCUGCCAUUCAGAUGCAGCAGCGGGGGGUGAUGGCGGAGAUUCAAAAGUACCUCGAAGGAAAGGGGAAGAGCCUAGAGUGCCUUCAGGACUUCCCAAGAGUGAAGCAGCUCUUCCUCAAAUACAACACCACGCUGCCCUCCACCGCCCCCGUGCAGCGUCUCUUCAGUCAGAAAGGAAACCUAGUCACCUCACAGAGAAACUUUCUGACUGAUGACUACUUUGAACGCAUUCAGCUUUUGAGAUACAACAGCAAAGUGUGCACUUUGGACACUGACUGAACAUUCUGUGACUCUGUCUUUGUCUGCCUUUUUAAACGACGUAGAAUCAAACCAUAUUGUGCUAAAAAAUCAUGAAAGAGAAACCCUGAGUGUAAUAUCAUUUUGGACAAUUCAGCCCAGAUGUGUCUUGUCUUUUUUUACAAACAGUCCCUUACCUGUUUUGAUAUCAUACAUGUCACACUGCUGAAUGGCCUGAUGGGGAAAAAAAUGACAAUCAUGAACAGUGACAUUCACAGACGGAAAAACUGACAAAGCAUUCGUCAAUCUGUGCUGUUGUUGUGAUAUGAAGUAGCUACAGGGUGAAAGUGAAGUGGUUGUCUCGGUUUAGCUAGAACCUUUUUCUAUGACUGAUCUGUGAGAACACGUCUGUCUGUAUGUUUUAUAUCAUAUAUAAAGACACAUGGAAAGAGCCUUA
Notolabrus celidotus (New Zealand spotty) is the source of this 2366-nucleotide messenger RNA. RefSeq lists its product as uncharacterized. The record is from RefSeq and is a predicted model, not a curated record. The coding region runs from base 35 to 1951 and encodes 638 amino acids. Lineage: Eukaryota; Metazoa; Chordata; Actinopteri; Labriformes; Labridae. The transcript is spliced from 2 exons. Gene Ontology annotation, molecular function: DNA binding.